Cannabis sativa is the source of this 1970-nucleotide messenger RNA. RefSeq lists its product as uncharacterized. The record is from RefSeq and is a predicted model, not a curated record. Lineage: Eukaryota; Viridiplantae; Streptophyta; Magnoliopsida; Rosales; Cannabaceae. The transcript has 3 exons. Bases 49 to 1968 code for a protein of 639 amino acids.
UUAUCUUUUCACACAUUCAUCACGCUGAAAAGAUCUUGUAUCUUUCAGAUGAGCGAUCUAUCGGAUAGCCAGCAGCUCGGAUCAGGAGGUCGCGCCUUUGACGGGGAAUCGGACCAGGAGAGGGACAGUUUUCUCCCUACGGACAUCUCCGAAAUGGAGGCCGCGGAGAUAGAGUUAGGUCCUAUGUCUUCUGUGGAGAUCGAGAAGAUGGUACGGGAGCUUACCGAACCUGGGGCAAUCGAUAUCCGAGAUAGUGAAUCCACAGUGUCAGCUCGCGACUACCUCAUCCGUACGAGGCAGGCUCCUGACAUCGAGGUCGAGGAGGUGGAGGAGGGAUGGACUACUCCAGCCCGCGAGUCAGGUGGGGAAGAAGAGGAAGCGGAAGGGAGCGGGACGGACUCGGUUGACGACUCCCAACUGAACGAGCCUUUCUCAUGCGAAGACCUAGUCUCGCGAGUCGUCAAGUCUGACUUCACCACUUUCGUGAGGUUAAAUCUGUUGCGGCUUGCGUUUCAAAGUCCCAAACCCUCUCAGAGAGCGCAUCUUCCGUUCACCAACCCUGCGAUCAUCCCUACGGAGGACGUGGUCAUUUCAAUACCCAUUCUUCGAUGUGGUGUAACAGUCCCAUUUCAUCCUUUCGUCGCAGCCAUUCUUAGACGCUACGACGUAUCGCCUUUUCAGCUAACACCCAACAGUUAUCGCACUGUUCUAGCCUUCUAUGCGAUGUACAUGGAGUACGCCCAUAGAGCUCCGUCAGUAGAGGAAUUUAGUUAUUUUUAUGACAUAAAGAGCGUGGGCCUUCAUAACGGCUUCUUUUGCUUUAGUAAAUGGGCGACUUCUGAAAUCAACGGGGUUGAGGGGAUGGUUUCGAACAUGGGUGAUUGGAAGUCAAAAUGGUUCUACGUUUUUAAGGUUCCUGGGAUCAGAACCGACUUUAAUCGCAGACCCAAUAGACCAGCUCGACCAACGCUUAACGCUCAUAAAAAGGGGGUAGCUGAAAUUCUUGGGAGUCUUCCGGUACAAGAUCGCGACUGGCGAUUGCUGUGUACGACUGCCAAAUUGCGAGAACACAAACUGAUCCCUGAGAACGCGAGUCUUCAACGGGAGCCAGUAUAUAAAGAACCAUCUGAGAGACAGCAGGAGCGGAUAGAUAAACGGCUUUCCAAGCAAACUCCUCGAGAAACUUCAGACAUGACUUUCCUGAAGUCUGCCCCUGUCCUGAAGAUCAAGCAAAAGGGUGGGACACCGGCAUCUUCACCAGUCGUCGCACAGAAGAGGAAGAGCGAUGUGAUGACUUCGCUCGCUGCAGAUUCCUCCAAGAAGUUGGCCAAGACCACUCAGGAUAAGGGGAAGAAGGUUGUCAUUGAUUCUCCGGUUCGCCCUCGCGACUUCCUGGCUAUGCAGGAAAAAUUACUGGCCGAGAUUCCUUAUGAGGAACUUGUUUCUCGAUCAACUGAACUGGCCGCACAAUCUGUGGCUUUGUUUAUGAAAGCCGUGGCCACGCCUUCGAAGGAAACUGACUCGCUGAAGAGGCAGAACGCCCAUUUUCAGGAAAACAUAAAGAGGCUGAAGCAGGAGGUGGCCAAGAUGGAGGAACUUCACAAGGAGCUCGAGGAAGCCAACAGGGCCAAAGAACAGUUGGAGCUCGAGCUCAAGAAGUCGCAGGACACGAUCGCUGAGAUGGCUCGCGACUUAGAGGCUGAGAGAGAGAGUGGGAAAAAACAGUAUGAUCAGGCUGUGUCUGAUUAUAUUUAUACUACUCUCUCUAAGGUCCCUGACUUCGACUUCUCGCUGCUUGGAGAUGAAGCUGCUGAAAUGGCUGAAGCCUUUCGCUCGAUGUCUCCUACCCGGACUCAAGGCAACCUUCCAGAUGAAAUCGAGGGAGCGCAGGCUGAGGAGGUCGAGAAUGAAGUUGUGAGCAAGAUCGUGGAUGAGGCUGCUCCUGAUGAGACUACUCCCGCUGCUUGAUU